AUGGAGGACACGCCGCCUACACUCGCUGGAGAUGAGUUGGAUGUCCGUGCAAUUCAGGUGUGGGCAGCAUCCCAAGAGCAGGUGGCUGAGGAGGUGAAGCGAAAUUUCGGUGCUCCAAUUUGGUGGAAGGACGAUGUCCAGAAAGCUGUUCAGAAUUCUCCUCGUGCAGAAGGGGAGACCCCGUCUGUUUCAGCGAUCGCUGUUGCCCGGCUUGCUUGUGUGAUGAGCACCCCAUCAACCACAUUGAUGAGUCGAUGGAGUGAAGAUCAGGAGAAGUUAGUGUCUGAUCCUGGAGUGAGCAAGGAGGUUUGUCGACUAAGCGAAGAUUUGCUGCACGCCAGAACGGAAAGAAGAGAAGCUUACCGGAGGCUUGAGGACUUGCAACACCGAAAGCAGGCCGCCCAGGCAGCCCUCGCAAAAGCCAUGGAGAUGGAGGAAGAGACGGAGGAGGAUGAGCUUGAAGAUUGUCAUUCCAUUGCUCCUUCAGAGAACCUUUCUGAGCACGGGGAGGAACAGGUGAAACAGCGUGGCUGGAGGGGAGCGAAGAGGAUGCUUGGCAAGGGCUUGAAGAAGAUCCGGGUAGGCCGCAAGACCAAGUCAGACAGCUUGACGCCUCCCAGCGCAACAUCGCCGGUCAGCUCUGUAGCCAGCGGUACAAGGACUUGCAGCCGUGCUUCCGCUUUGCGUUCCAAAGCGCACAUCGCAGAGCACGUCGUAAGGACAUUGUCCCCGCAGAAGCAGAGAGCUUGGAGCAUCACAACAGAGCUAAUUGUUGCUUUCAAUAGAUGCAGGGCGCUCUCUUGUUUGAGGCCACCCACGCCAAAGCAACUCAUGGUCCAGGACUGCACUAGAUGA
This is a messenger RNA of Symbiodinium natans, 855 nucleotides long. NCBI's taxonomy places the organism in Eukaryota, Dinophyceae, Suessiales, Symbiodiniaceae. The record is from the annotation of a GenBank genome assembly.